Messenger RNA from Penicillium chermesinum, 615 nucleotides. RefSeq lists its product as uncharacterized. The record is from RefSeq and is a predicted model, not a curated record. The coding region runs from base 1 to 615 and encodes 204 amino acids. NCBI's taxonomy places the organism in Eukaryota, Fungi, Ascomycota, Eurotiomycetes, Eurotiales, Aspergillaceae. The transcript has a single exon.
AUGCGGAUCCUGAAUUCGGACAUUUUCCAGAUCGCGGUGACUGAUGAAGGAGUGUCUCAGGGUGAAGGAGCUGGCCUUCCUCAUGAGGAGCAGCCCCAGGAGCAGCCCCAGGAACAGCCCCAGGAACAGCCCCAGGAACAAUUCCAAGAUAAAGUGGAGGGACAGGGGUCAACUGAGGAGAAUAACCCUGCAAUUGGGGCCGACCAGGGACCUUCCAAGCAAGCGUUGCGAGAUGAAGCCCAUGCAGAGGUCCCUGGAUCAGUCGAGAAUGUUACCACCGAGACUAGGCCGAACCCUGCAGCGGUCGAAGAACAUCCGCACCGUACAGAGGCGGAUCAAGAUCAACAACAAACGCAGGCGCAGGAGUCAGUCGAAACUGGUUCCCCUGGUACUCAGUCCAAAGCCGAUGCGGUUGAGGAUUUUCGGACACCGGUCCAGCCUCCAGCUGAAUAUAGAGAGCCCGUCGAAUCGAACCACGCGGAGGUCGGUGAACAGAUGGAAGGGAAUGUAUCAACAGGAGACGAUGGCGCCCCGCCUAAACCCCAUGAACCAGUCCCUGAAGAGCCGCCCCGCCCUCGGGAGAUUGAACCGUCAGAGGAUCAGAAAUCACGUUGA